This is a messenger RNA of Coregonus sp. 'balchen', 38873 nucleotides long. The record is from the annotation of a GenBank genome assembly. NCBI's taxonomy places the organism in Eukaryota, Metazoa, Chordata, Actinopteri, Salmoniformes, Salmonidae.
GCUUUGCAGUGCAGUGCAAGCCUGCGUUUGGCAGUGUGUCUGACUCUGUGGCUGUCUCAGCUCAAGGGGAAUCAGUUUGUCGCUUUGCUCUACUGGUCUGACCAGUACAGGUAAAGAAAAGCUUUUUUGUCCUGGUAGUGUAGCUCAGUACAGCGUUGUCUGCAUGUCUGUGAGGAUUUUAGUUGUGGUUUUGUAUUAGAAUAUAACUGUUCUUCUCUUUUAUACUGCUGUGCUGUUUUAUUGAAAUACAUUUUGAUUUGUUUUUAUUGAUUUAUUCAUGUGUUAAGGCUAAUGAGACAAACUUGCUAAGAGCAGUAAGAGUUGUCACUGUAAGCUGUUAAUUUGAUUCAACAUCAUUCUGUCAGGAAGGGCUGAAAUGAGACUGAAGACAGUUGUCAUUUACAUUAGAGUAGACAGUAGAUGUGUUUGUGUUUGUGGUGUGUAGCUGUCAGAUAGUAAAAACUGUUGUCUCACUGGAAUGAACCCAACAACCUUGUGAUGCUGUGUGUGCAUACGUGUGUGUGUGUGAGGAAGGUGUGUUUGAGCCUGUGUCGUCGUGUGCCUUUGAGACAUAAGCUGAUCUGGAUGCAGGACACAUCACUGCCCAGUCUGUGAGGAGGUAGGGAGGGAGGGAACGAGGGAAGGGAACAAAGGAGAGAGGGUAUCUGUCUAGGUGAAGGAGUUUGCGGUGCAUGUCUGUCUGGAGGGAUGGAGGGAGAGAGGGAAAGAGGAAGGGAAGAGCGAGGGAGGGAGGGAGGGGGGAUAGAAGGGAAGAGCGAGGGAGAAAAGGUAUCUGUCUAGGUGAGGGAGGGAGCAGUGCAUGUCUGUCUGGAGGGAGGGAGAGAGGGAGAGAGGGAGGGAAGAGCGAGGGAGGGAGGGGGGAUAGAAGGGAAGAGCGAGGGAGAGAAGGUAUCUGUCUAGGUGAGGGAGGGAGCGGUGCAUGUCUGUCUGGAGGGAGGGAGAGAGGGAGAGAGGGAGGGAAGAGCGAGGGAGGGAGGGGGGAUAGAAGAGAAGAGCGAGGGAGAAAAGGUAUCUGUCUAGGUGAGGGAGGGAGCAGUGCAUGUCUGUCUGGAGGGAGGGAGAGAGGGAGAGAGGGAGGGAAGAGCGAGGGAGGGAGGGGGGAUAGAAGGGAAGAGUGAGGGAGAGAAGGUAUCUGUCUAGGUGAGGGAGGGAGCGGUGCAUGUCUGUCUGGAGGGAGGGAGAGAGGGAGAGAGGGAGGGAAGAGCGAGGGAGGGAGGGGGGAUAGAAGGGAAGAGCGAGGGAGAGAAGGUAUCUGUCUAGGUGAGGGAGGGAGCGGUGCAUGUCUGUCUGUCUGGAGGGAGGGAGGGAGUUCAUCAUAGCCAAGCUGUAGGCUCCAGAAUAGAAUGACGUUAUGGUGCUGUCAAAAUAAUCAGGAUAGAGACCAUAGUAAUAGAACAUGCAUAGAACCUCUGACCAUGGCAAAUUGCUUUGCGUACACCAUAGGCAAUAGGGUACCAUUUGACACGCGGCCUUGGACUGUGUGUGUUGGAAUGUCACACUGUGUGGUUGAUCUGCUAGGUCAGUCAGACUGAGAUCAAAGAGGUGAAGGCUGGAGGAUGCUCUCUAGGUUUCUUCCUAGGUUCCUGCCUUUCUAGGGAGUUUUUACAUCAACAAGGCCACAGAUGUCUCAAGUUUUGAGGGAGCGUGCAAUUGGCAUGCUGACUGCAGGAAUGAGCUGUUGCCAGAGAAUUGAAUGCUUAUUUCUCUACCAUAAGCCACCUCCAAUGUCGUUUUAGAGAAUUUGGCAGUACCUCCAACCGACCUCACAACCGCAGACCACGUGUAACCACGCCAGCCCAGGACCUCCAAAUCUGGCUUCUUCACCUGAGGGAUCGGAUCGUCUGAGACCAGCCACCGGACAGCUGAUGAAAUUGUGGUUUUCACAACCGAAGAAUUUCUGCACCAACUGUCAGAAACCGUCUCAGGGAAGUUCAUCUGCGUGCUCGUCGUCCUCACCAGGGUCUUGACCUGACUGCAGUUCGUCGUUGUAACCGACUUCAGUGGGCAAAUGCUCACCUUCGAUGGCCACUGGCAUGCUGGAGAAGUGUGCUCUUCACGUAUGAAUCCCGGUUUCAACUGUACCGGGCAGAUGGCAGACAGCGGGUAUGGCGUUGUGUGGGCGAGCGGUUUGCUGAUGUCAACUUUGUGAACAGAGUGCCCCAUGGUGGCGGUGGGGUUAUGGUAUGGGAAGGCAUAAGCUAACGACAAUGAACACAAUUGCAUCCUGAGGCCCAUUGUCUAGUCAUUCAUCCUUCGCCAUCACCUCAUGUUUCAGAAUGAUAAUGCACAGCACCAUGUCACAAGGAUCUGUACACAAUUCCUGGAAGCUGAAAAUGUCCCAGUUCUUCCAUGGCCUGCAUACUAACCAGACAUGUCACCCAUUGAGCAUGUUUGGGAUGCUCUGGAUCAACGUGUACGACACGUGUUCCAGUUCCCGUCAAUAUCCAUUAACUUCGCACAGCCAUUGAAUAGGAAUGGGACAACAUUCCACAGGCCACAAUCAAAAGCCUGAUCAACUCUAUAAGAAGGAGAUGUGUCGCGCUGCAAAUGGUGGUCACACCAGAUACAGAAUGGUUUUCUGAUUACAUUUACAUUUAUAUUUACGUCAUUUAGCAGACGCUCUUAUCCAGAGCGACUUACAAAUUGGUGCAUUCACCCUAUGAUAGCCAGUGGGACAACCACUUUACAAUAUAUACAGUGAGGGAAAAAAGUAUUUGAUCCCCUGCUGAUUUUGUACGUUUGCCCACUGACAAAGACAUGAUCAGUCUAUAAUUUUAAUGGUAGGUUUAUUUGAACAGUGAGAGACAGAAUAACAACAAAAACAUCCAGAAAAAUGCAUGUCAAAAAUGUUAUAAAUUGAUUUGCAUUUUAAUGAGGGAAACAAGUAUUUGACCCCUCUGCAAAACAUGACUUAGUACUUGGUGGCAAAACCCUUGUUGGCAAUCACAGAGGUCAGACGUUUCUUGUAGUUGGCCACCAGGUUUGCACACAUCUCAGGAGGGAUUUUGUCCCACUCCUCUUAAGAUUUCGAGGCUGACGUUUGGCAACUCGAACCUUCAGCUCCCUCCACAUAUUUUCUAUGGGAUUAAGGUCUGGAGACUGGCUAGGCCACUCCAGGACCUUAAUGUGCUUCUUCUUGAGCCACUCCUUUGUUGCCAUGGCUGUGUGUUUUCGGUCAUUGUCAUGCUGGAAUACCCAUCCAUGACCCAUUUUCAAUGCCCUGGCUGAGGGAAGGGGGUUCUCACCCAAGAUUUGACGGUACAAGCCCCGUCCAUCGUUCCUUUGAUGCAGUGAAGUUGUCCUGUCCCCUUAGCAGAAAAACACCCCAAAGCAUAAUGUUUCCACUUCCAUGUUUGACAGUGGGGAUGGUGUUCUUGGGGUCAUAGGCAACAUUCCUCCUCCUCCAAACACGGCAAGUAGAGUUGAUGCCAAAGAGCUCGAUUUUGGUCUCAUCUGACCACAACACUUUCACCCAGUUCUCCUCUGAAUCAUUCAGAUGUUCAUUGGCAAACUUCAGACGGGCCUGUAUAUGUGCUUUCUUGAGCAGGGGGACCUUGCGGGCGCUGCAGGAUUCCAGUCCUUCACGGCGUAGUGUGUUACCAAUUGUUUUCUUGGUGACUAUGGUCCCAGCUGCCUUGAGAUCAUUGACAAGAUCCUCCCGUGUAGUUCUGGGCUGAUUCCUCACCGUUCUCAUGAUCAUUGCAACUCCACGAGGUGAGAUCUUGCAUGGAGCCCCAGGCCGAGGGAGAUUGACAGUUCUUUUGUGUUUCUUCCAUUUGCGAAUAAUCGCACCAACUGUUGUCACCUUCUCACCAAGCUGCUUGGCGAUGGUCUUGUAGCCCAUUCCAGCCUUGUGUAGGUCUACAAUCUUGUUCCUGACAUCCUUGGAGAGCUCUUUGGUCUUGGCCAUGGUGGAGAGUUUGGAAUCUGAUUUAUUGAUUGCUUCUGUGGACAGGUGUCUUUUAUACAGGUAACAAGCUGAGAUUAGGAGCACUCCCUUUAAGAGUGUGCUCCUAAUCUCAGCUCGUUACCUGUAUAAAAGACACCUGGGAGCCAGAAAUCUUUCUGAUUGAGAGGGGGUCAAAUACUUAUUUCCCUCAUUAAAAUGCAAAUCAAUUUAUAACAUUUUUGACAUGCGUUUUUCUGGAUUUUUUUGUUGUUAUUCUGUCUCUCACUAUUCAAAUAAAUCUACCAUUAAAACUAUAGAAUGAUCAUUUCUUUGUCAGUGGGCAAAUGUACAAAAUCAGCAGGGGAUCAAAUACUUUUUUCCCUCACUGUAUAUAUAUAUUAUAUAUAUAUAUUUUUUUAAUUUGGGGGGGGGGGGGGGGGGGGGGGGGGGAGAGGGUAGAAGGAUUACUUUUAUCCUAUCCCAGGUAUUCCUUACAGAGGUGGGGUUUCAAGUGUCUCCGGAAGGUGGUGAGUGACUCUGCUGUCCUGGCGUCGUGAGGGAGCUUGUUCCAACGCAAUGCCCUCGUUUGGGUGUAGGGACUGAUCAGAGCCUGAAGGUAUGGAGGUGCCGUUCCCCUCACAGCUCCGUAGGCAAGCACCAUGGUCUUGUAGCAGAUGCGGCUUCAACUGGAAGCCAGUGGAGUGUGCGGAGGAGCGGGGUGACGUGAGAGAACUUGGGAAGGUUGAACACCAGACGGGCUGCAGCGUUCUGGAUGAGUUGUAGGGGUUUAAUGGCACAGGCAGGGAGCCCAGCCGACAGCGAGUUGCAGUAAUCUACAGGAUCGAGUCACCGCUUUGAUGUUAGCGGAGAACGACAGGGUGUUGUCCAGCGUCAUGCCAAGGUUCUUUGCACUCUGGGAGGAGGACACAACAGAGUUGUCAACCGUGAUGGCGAGAUCAUGGAGCGGGCAGUCCUUCCCCGGGAGGAAGAGCAGCUCCGUCUUGCCGAGGUUCAGCUUGAGGUGGUGAUCCGUCAUCCACACUGAUAUGUCUGCCAGACAUGCAGAGAUGCAAUUCACCACCUGGUUAUCAGAAGGGGGAAAGGAGAAGAUUAAUUGUGUGUCGUCUGCGUAGCAAUGAUAGGAGAGACCAUGUGAGGAUAUGACAGAGCCAAGUGACUUGGUGUAUAGAGAGAAUAGGAGAGGGCCUAGAACUGAGCCCUGGGGGACACCAGUGGGUGUAGGAGCGACCUGUGAGGUAGGACACAAUCCAAGAGUGAGCCGCGCCGGAGAUGCCCAACUCGGAGAGGGUGGAGAGGAGGAUCUGAUGGUUCACAGUAUCAAAGGCAGCAGAUAGGUCUAGAAGGAUGAGAGCAGAGGAGAGAGAGUUAGCUUUAGCAGUGUGGAGAGCCUCCGUGACACAGAAAAGAGCAGUCUCAUUUGAAUGACCAGUCUUGAAACCUGACUAGUUUGGAUCAAGAAGGUCAUUCUGAGAGAGAUAGCAAGAGAGUUGGCUAAAGACGGCACGCUCAAGAGUUUUGGAGAGAAAAGAAAGAAGGGAUACUGGUCUGUAGUUGUUGACAUCGGAGGGAUCGAGUGUAGGUUUUUUGAGAAGGGGUGCAACUCUCGCUCUCUUGAAGACAGAAGGGACAUAGCCAGUGGUCAUGAAAAUGUAGAGAGGAGGGAGUGAAAAGAUGACAGGUCGGCAGGGAGUCUAGUUUUCCUCCAUUUCCGCUCGGCUGCCCGGAGCCCUGUUCUGUGAGCUCGCAAUGAGUCGUCAAGCCACGGAGCAGGAGUGGAGGACCGAGCCGGCCGGGAGGAUAGGGGACAUAGAGAGUCAAAAGAUGCAGAAAGGGAGGAGAGGAUGGUUGAGGAGGCAAUGCCCUUACAUUUUUUAAGGUAUCUGUGACCAACAGAUGCAUAUCUGUACUCCCAGUCAUGUGAAAUCCAUAGAUUAGGGCCACAUAUCUUUCAAUUGACUGAUUUCUUUAGAUGAACUGUAACUCAGUAAAAUCUUUGAAAUUGUUGCAUGUUGUGUUUAUAUUUUUGUUCAGUACAUCAGACACAACAUCACUGGGUUGGGGAGGGAUUGACAUUGAAGACAUGAAGCCCAGUUUCAUGAUCUUGAUCUCAGGGUGAUCUGAGGGUGUUAGCUAGUAUCUUGUAGGCUGUUGAUUGAUGUUCCUGGAUUUAUAGUAUCAACUGUUCUGUUCUAUUUUCUAGCUAGUUUGAGACUACUUGGCAUGCAUGACUUCUACUGAAGUUGUUAAAAUAGUCUCUUUCAGGUUUGCAAGUUUUCUUGAAUAGUUUUGUGUUGAUUGGAUUAAAUUGACUGGAAUGACACUUGGGUUUGGCAGUGGUACGCAUCUGUCCAUGUUUGUAUGACACCCUCCAUUUCACUCUGAAAUGGAGCCACAGAAAGCAGGAUAAUUUGAGUGGGCGAGUGCGCUGUGUGAGUGUUCCCGGAAGACGUGUUUGUGUGUGUGUUUGUACGCGUGCGUGUGUCUGUGUGUGAGUAUCUGGUGGGUGGAAAAUGGUCCUGAAACAGCUCCACGUCGUGACCACAAAAGCUCUCCACCGCCAACUAACUAUUCCCACUGAAAUACACUGUUGCCAUGUCAAUUACACAGUUUAGGAGACUGACAUUCUCAAAAACACUAAAUUAUUAAAGUAAAAAUGUGAAAUAAAGGACAUGAUAUGGAUCUAUAGUAUAUAUUGGAGUCCAUAUGCACAGGAAUCAUGGAUGUAUGGCUGUCCAAUGUUUACAUUACAACAUAUAUCCAUGAACCCUACCCACACACACUAGGGCUGGGAUACAAUAUUAUCACGAUAUUUAGGUGCCAAUACGAUAUGUAUUGCGAUUUUAUAUGUAUCACAACUUAUCACAAUUCUAUAUGUAUGGCGAUUUUGAUACUGCAAUGUUAUUGCGAUUCAAUGUUCCAAACAUAUUGCUCACUAUAUGUCUGCUGCAGAGAGACAAGAGAGCCACGAGAAAACGAUCAGUUAUGGAAAUAAAAGUGCUGAAAACAUGUUUGGCUCACCAUUGAAAAAGAAGAUUGAGGCCAAGCUAUAGAACAGUGGUUCCCAACUUUUUUGGUUACUGUACCACCAACAGAAUUUUGCUCUGCCCAGAGUAGCCCUGAAGUACCCCCUCGUGCAUUUGACCAGUAGGCCUAUGGUCUCAUGAGUCUUCUCAUGGCCUAUCCCUGUGGAUAGGCCAAGUACCCCCUGUGGAUAGGUCCUAGUACCCCUGGUUGGGAACGACUGCUAUAGAAGGAGAAAUACCAGAGUUCUGGCACAGGUACAGCCGACUAGCACUAGCUAACGUUAAAACUGGAAUCCUUAAUGGUGAAACUGCCACGUCCGUUUGCGUUAUUACAACAACAAAGACGUUCCGGCAAACAAUGAAUACUGUUUAUUUCCCUCGGACAUCAUUGCACUGCAAUUUUUUUACCUUAAUGCGCGACGGUCCCCCAGCACUCCCCACCUUUGCUUCGUCAACAAAAACAGUUUUUAAACCUCAAAUACACUACAAGUUUGUAUUUCCUGCAGGAAAAUUGUCAGCAACAAAAGAGUGAUCAAAUUAAGAUCCUACAUCUGUAGGUCUAAUGGGUAAAGGUAUCAUCUAGAUAAAAUAGUUUCUGACCAGUGGAGGGUAUCCGGGUCGUAUUCAUUAGUGCACACCGUAGCAAAACAUUUUGCAACGAAAAACGAAAACAUGCUUCCUUUGCUUUAGUUUGGUUCAUAGUGAAUACGACCCUGGGCACACAAUUGUUGGCUCAAAGUUAUCUGCCAAUCACAGGCCCAGGCCCAGGACCAUUUCUGAUUGGCCAGUAGGUUUGGCUGCUGUCUUCCUGCCUGAAGCUGUGUUUCCAUGGUGAUUUCUGCAGUUAGAAUGCUGCCAAUACUCCCAAGUAUAGAUUUAAGUAUAUAUUUUUUAUAUUAAACAAUCAGCCUUAGAUGGACAGAAAGCAAUCAUUAAAUGAAUUAUCAAUCAAUAAGGACAGACCUUAAGUGAAUAUUUCAUUGACACACUAUGAUUGACAAGAUAUGGUUGGUUUAGACAUGUCACUGACGACUGUGUGUAUGUGUGUGUGUGUGUCUACCUGUGUGUGUGUGUCACAGAGCAAGUGUCUGCGCGGAUUGUGCAGGAGGUGACAGCCGAGGCGGUGGCAGUACUGAAGGGAGAACAGGAGACAAGACUGCCCUCAGGUACACAUGCACGCAGCACACACACACACACACUCUUGACAUGUCCCGGCCCUCCCCUCUCUUCCCUCCCCACCCCUCCAGAGGAAGCAUAGCGAUUCUGAGUGUGACACAAGAGGUCCUUUUGGCCGAUGUCAGUGGACAGAAAUGGUGCCGUUGGGGUGUGUGCGUGUAGGGGUUAGAGAGCCGUGUCAGGACUGGACAGCUGUCAGAGUAGAUCUACCAUGGUGGUAGUGCUGGGGGCCACAUAGCAACACUGACCCUCAAUAUGUAGUAGCCUCUCUAUUCCCGGAUGCGACGUCUGUCUGUCAGCACAUCUAUGGCAUCAUACAUCUAUGGAGGGUUAGUGUGUGAGCCAGCCUUGAGGUCACUGAAGGGAAGGUUGUAAGGACUGUGCUGUUUCUUUUUGUUAUGCAUUGCUUUAAAUGGUCUGUCUGUUAUAAGGAAGCCUGUAAUGUUCUUGCAUUACUACUAUUAGCUAAUUCACUAUUACAGUUCCUCACAUUUCCACCAGAGAAUGCUCAUUAGAGGAAUUACUCAGCAAAAAACAGCCAUUAUAGUAUUUAUUCACAUCUUUACUAUUCACAGAGACUUUCAGAGGAGCUUUAAAGGAUUAACCAGAGAGAGAGCGAGAUAUAGAGGGAGGGAGGGAGGGAGGGAUGGAGAGAGAAAGAAAGAGAGAGAGACACUCCAGGCUUCAUCAGCUACUAUCUCAACACACACACAGACACACACACAGACACACACACAGCACACACACACAGACACACACGCACAGAUACACACACACACACACACACACACACACACACACACACACACACACACACACACACACACACACACACACACACACACACACACACACACUAGCUGUUUUCAAACUUCACUCCCUAUAAAUUGUCAUCUCUCUUUGUCUGUCUCACUCUGUCUGUUUUUCUGUAGUUGAAGACACAGCAAACCUGCCUCCCUCCCCUCCUCCCUCUCCUGCUGCUGAGCACUGCUUCGGACCCCUGGAUCAAGGUAAGGUCCUGAGAGAGAGAUGAGAGAGAGAUAUGAGGGAGAGAGAGAGAUGAGAGACAGAUGAGAGAGAGCGAGAGAGAGAUGAGAGAGUGACAUGUUAUCAUCAUGAGUGUAUGUGAAGUGGAGUUGUAUUUGACCGUGCUGAGACGAGUUGGACCCCAUUCCUUCUGCCAAUUGGAGGAUACUGUAUGUGUCACCUUCAGAGGAACCAUUCACAGAGGCUACCUACCUGGGUCGUGUGGUUACACAGAAACAGGAAACCAAACCCAGGAAGUGUUUCUUAGACAUUCAUUCUCUUUGAACAGAAGUCCUCUCCCUUCUCCUCAUCUUCCUUUUUACCCCAGAUUUAGAAAUGCUCUUCAUCACUUCUUUACCUCAAUUCCUCCAUCCACAAGCCCAUACUCCUUCAUCCUCCCCCCUUCCCUGACCAUGUGUCUUGUAAUGCAAGUGCAUGACCUUUGCAUGACCUCACCCAUCCUCACUCUUCUUCACCCCUCACCGGCAUCCUUCCUCUCCCCUAACUUUCCUCACCCACCCCUCCUGUCCUUGCAGAUAUAACUCUGGUAGCCUGUUUGCCUUCCUAACCUCUCUUGUUUCCACUGGUGUAUCUUUGUCUUUACUCUUCUGUCUUGUGUUUAAGCAUGUGUUCUUGUUAGUUUUUCCUUGUUCUCUGCCCAUGCUUGUUUGUCUUCCUGGUUUGUUUCUGAUCGUGCCUGACAUGUUGUCUGUGUUCGUCUAGUCAAGUCUGACUGCAGUGGACAUGUGACCUAUGACAGAGAUUGUGGGAGGAGCCAGCCAUGCUCAGACAGACAGGUGGUUGAAUUUACAUGUUAGCUACUUCCUGAUGUUCAGAAAAUGGAAACUCCCUCUCUUCCUAUUUUAUUACGUAGCAAUCUCCCUUAGAUUUAAAUGUCUUUAUCAAUUCAUAUAUACAUUUAAUUAGGUUUAUAAGAGAACACCUUGGCACCACUGUGCUACUAGGGGUAGUGAGUAAAUACCUCAGCCAGCAAGCAAAGUCAUCGGCCCACUGGCGGCACUACAACACUUUGCUCAUCAGCACUGCAGCAGUCGGUCCAAUAACAUUAGCUUUCAAUGAAUGUAAUUGUUACAUUGCUUUACAUCACGGUCACUGUUACAUUGUUCUGACUAUGUGAUCCCAUCUUCUCUCUGAGUAUGGCGGACCCCAAACUCAGUCACUUUCAGUUGCUGGUCAUUUCGGGGUGUGUGGUUGUUCUGUAUCUUCGAGGAGAUGGGAAGAGACGAGAGGAGAGAGAGAGAGAAGAGCGAGAGGAGGCGAGCGCGAGAGCGAGAGAGAGGAGGAGAGAGAGCGAGAGAGAGAGAGAGAUUGAAGAGAGAGAAGAGAGGAGAGAGAGGGGAUCAUGGAGCGCGUUUCAAGGCGCGACUGUACGCCAUACAGUAGAGCGAUUAUAAGUAUGGUAGUCUCUCUUUCUCUCCUCUCUCUCUCUCUCUCCUCUCUCUCUUCUCUCUCUCUUCCUUUCCUGUCAUACUUUGUCUAAGUUUUCCCUGUUCUUUCUCUCUUUCCUUUUCUCUUUAUCUCUACCAGUUUCUCUCUCUCGCUCUCAUCAGUCUCUCUCUCUCUCUCUCUCUCUCUCUCUCUCUCUCUCUCUCUCUCCCUCUCUCUCUCUUUCUCCCCAACACUUAAGUCCCUCUAUCCCCCCUUCUACCUCCCUCCCUCCCUGUGUGUUUUCUCUGUGUGUGUCCAGAUUUCCCCUACAGUACGUUCUUCUCUUGCGUGUCUGUUGUUUGUCCCUCUACCUCCUUCCCCUUCCCCUCCCUCACUUUCUUUCCCUCCCUGUCUGUUUCUCUGCGUCUCUCCCUCCCCCUCUCCCCCUCUCCCCCUCUCCCCCUCUCCCCGCCUGUCUUUCUGUCUGUCUGCCUGUCUGUCUGUCUGUCUGUCUGUCUGUCUGUCUGUCUGUCUGUCUGUCUGUCUGUCUGUCUGUCUGUCUGUCUGUCUGUCUGUCUGUCUGUCUGUCUGUCUGUCUGUCUGUCUGUCUGUCUGUCUGUCUGUCUGUCUGUCUGUCUGUCUGUCUGUCUGUCUGUCUCUCUCUCUCUCUCUCUCUCUCUCUCUCUCUCUCUCUCUCUCUCUCUCUCUCUCUCUCUCUCUCUCUCUCUCUCUCUCUCUCUCUCUCUCUCUCUCUCUCUCUCUCUCUCUCUCUAUCUCUCUCUCUCUCUGUGUGUGUCCAGAUUUCCACUGCAGUACGUUCUUCUCCUGUGUGUCUGUUGUUUGUAGAUGUAGGGGAUGAGGAGGAGGAGGCCUGCCCUCUCCACCACUUCCAAAAUUCUCGGGAGAGGUGCAAGUUCCUCGCCCCCUCCAUCUCUGUGUCUAUGCCCGAGGAUGGCCCCUACCACUCUGACGAGGAAUACUAUGAUCACCCCUUGUUCAGCCCUGAGUGGGAUCGCUCUGUCUCCUCUCGGCCCUCAGUGCCGGCCGCUGCCUUUAGACAGAUCCAAGGUGAACCGCGCAUGGUUCCUCUACGUACGCCAUUCUUCCUUCCUAUCUUCCCUUCUUCCUCCUACCUUCCUCUUUCUCCUCUCUUUUACCCUCGAUCCCCCUUUUCUGUGGUUCGACCAAUAACCUCCGUCUUUCCGUCCGUCCGUGUGUUUGUUUGUGUCCCUAUGGUGUCAAUUAGCUCAAAGAAUCUGAGCACUUUCAUGUUUUGUGAUGUUUUUGAUGAUCUAGUUUUUUGUGAUUUUCCUUUUAUUUCUAUAUCUCAAUCAAAGCCAUUUGUUCCCUAUAGUCAACUUUGCCUCCGGAAGCAUCCCAUUACUUAUCAAAGUGAUCCGAUUAAUAUAAACCUAACUGUAUUCAUUUAUAAUUUGAACACAAACUUGGCUGAGAAAAUUAUUAAACCUACAUGUGCAUACUUGCAAGUAUACAUAUCAUGAACUGCAUACAUAUUUCUGUAUACAGGUUAAAAAAAAUGGCAUAUGCAAAUCACGCAAACAGAGUGGCAUGCAGGCCCAGGACUUGUUGUGGUCCAAAUGGCUUGCAGCAAUAUACAGAGGAUUGUUGUGCAUGAACUAAGACUUGUUCCAUGCACAUGUUUUCCUCUCUGCCGGUCUGUGACAUCUUCAUGCCAUGUGUUAUGUAUCUGUCUGUCAUCUCUCCCUCAAAGACAAACUCAUCCCUGAGCUCUCCCUUCUCAUGUGUCCCACCACCCGCUCAUACACACACACACCCGUUGUAGAUCACCGGAUUCACAGGAAGACUGUCAGCUCAACACACACACAUACACACACACUGCACUGCAAACACACACACAUGCUCUCAGAGGACACACAGCACAAACACUCUCAAUACGCUCUCUCACAACUCCAAAAGGCUUAUAGUAUUAGUCGACAAAGACAUGUCCUUACUUAGCACCUCAUCAAGGCUGAUGUUUCCUGUAGUAGGCUGGAGGAAGGGGCGCAAUGCACCACAAAAAUCUGAGGGGGCACAACAUAUGUGAGGAUGGCUGGGGGGUGGUCCGGAGGGUGGCUUGGCUUUGCCUUUUUCAAACACCUGAAACAGCUUUUUGAAAUCUAGAGCCAUAAUCAAUAUGCUUCAUUCUAUGUAAAAAAAUAUGUAUAUUUUUCUGCAUAUCUAAGCAUAUCUCUUGACUGCUGGUUCUUUUUUUUAAAGAAACUAAAUAUGCUUCUCUGCAUCUCUGCUAAAAUCUGGGUAAAAGAUUGAAAGGAAUGUGAGUCUUAUUCAUUACAUUUAGCUAUUGCUUGCUUUUCUAAAGUAUGCCAACUUUGCCAACAGGCAUGCCAGCUAAGCUAGUUAGACAAGCUAGCUACUCUAACUUGAUUGACAGCAUGAAAUGGCUUCUUGGUAGCUAGUUAUGAGGUUGGAAGAUUGGGAACCUAUCUGGGCUAGCUAAAGCCAACUUCAUAGAAUUGCUAGGUGGCUAGUAUUAGUACAGAGAAACAACGUCUCUAUGUCUCCAGCUUGCAGACUGUAUAAAGGCGUCCGCAUGCUUCAGUUCGGCUGGCCGAGCUCAGCUAGUCGAACCAAACGAGUGUGCUCACAUACUUCUUUAAAAGACCUUCACUUAAAAAAAGAGAAAAAAGCGGCAAUAGUACUGUUUGUCCACUUUGAGACACCAUAGCCAGUAUACACUUCCUAAAAAUAACAAGAAAUCUGUCAUUAAUUUUGACGUUUUUGCCAAGGAGAGCUUAGUCGCACAAUUUUGCAUCUGACUAGGAUGUUUGGUGCAGUACUUCUCAAGUGAAAAAAUUUACAUGAGGCCGAGUCGUCUCUCGUUGAAAGACAACAGGCAUUUCAUUGAAGAAUCCCUACUGUUGACCAAUCGCCAACAAGGGGGUGUAGACUUCGGCUACCGACUUCGGCUUGCCUCAAGAAAAAAUGUUGUGUGCCUGAACAGCUGAAAAAACUCUUGCCAAUGUCUAAAACUAACAAAUACGUCACAAAAUGUCAUCAUAAUAUACAAUAUGCACCAACUGAUCCAAACUGUUUCGGCUGGGAUGCAUGCGGACGCCUGAAUUCAUCAGUCCUCCUCUCUGUCUCCUCUCCCUGAGCAGAGAGUGCCCCUGCUGUGAUGUGACCCAGCAGGCUGUACACUGCUGCCACAUCCAGUCACUGCCCUGCUCUACACACACACGCGAGCUAGCACACACACACACACACACACACACACACACACACACACACACACACACACACGCGUACACACACACACACACACACACACACACACACACACACACACAGCAGCUCAGCCGCCUGGCAUAACAUAUAAAACCCUGAGCACUCUGCCACAUGGCGAGGAGAGGCGUAGCGCUGCCGCAUAAAUGCUUUUGGGUUGAGCAGCAUAUUUCUGCCUCUAAGCAGGAUUUUAGAAUCAGAAUUUGCACCUCAUAGUCAGCAUGACAGCUUAGGAGUUAGGAGCAGAGGCACCCCCAGCCCACAGUCAAAGAAAUCAAUCACACAUCACUGUGCAGAGCAGAGCAUCCUCCGCAUGCAGAACAGUACCGCAGCUCUGCAUACUGUGGCCCCUUUAUCCACAGGGAAUGGAUUAGGGAGACGCAAGAGAAUUAUCAAACUUUAGGUGUGUGUGCUGAUCACAUAGAGAGGAUGUGAGGAUAUGCUUGUUUGGGGAUCUGUUCCAUAUCUUCUAAUGGUUUGGGUUUGGAGGGUUGAGUACUGAUCCAGGACUGAUCCUAGAACAGUGAUAAAGGACGUGUUCUCCUUGGAGCCACUGUCUGUCUCUGCCUACACUCUAUACUAUCUAGAACCUAAAAGGGUUCUUUGGCUGUCCUCAGAGGAGAACCCUUUGAAGAACCCUUUUUGGUUCCAGGUAGAACCCUUUUGGUUCCAGGUAUAACUUUUUUGGUUCCAUGUAGAACCUUUUUUGGUUCCAUGUAGAACCCUUUCCACAGAGGGUUCUACAUGGAACCCAAAAGGGUUCUACCUGGAACAAAAAAGGGUUCUACCUGGAACUAAAAAGGGUUCUCCUAUGGGGACACCCGAAGAACCCUUUUGGAACAUAUUGCCUACACCCCAACACCCAUCACAUGCUGACUAACUGAUCAACUCAGGUUAUGGUUACAGAACUUGGAUGAGGUGAGAGUGGGAUUUCUGAUAUAUUUCUCUCAACUGACAAUGGGAGGGUAAAAUGUACUGUAUGUAUAGCUACAGUACACACCUUUGCUUGCAAAAUACUGUUAUAGUGUAUCAUGCAUGCAUUUUCUUACUGAUAAAGGUAUGUUUGAAUGGAAAUAACCUGAUGUGGUGUGUCGGCAUGGUGUGUGUAUGACAGAGAGAAAGAGACUAUGGCCGUUGUGUGCCUUUUUGAAAGCAUCGAUCCACAGCAGAUUUUACAGACAGAGGUGAGGGUUCUUUUAUAGCCUGACGAAGACCUUUGGGUCCACGUUGUCACAAUUGCACUCAAUAAAACUGCAGGAAUAUUCAACAGUGUGCUGGACAAGUAUCUAUCGUUCUGUCAGGAUUAUUUUAUAUAUUGUAUAUAAAAAAAAGCCUCUGCAUGCUUAAACUCUAUGAUCCAAAACAUCCAUACCACCAAACCUAAACAAACCACAUGGCCAGGGGAGAAACGUCACUCACUCAUACGCUACAACAUCUGUGACCAGUGCAUCUAUCUCUGUCUACAGUAGAUAAUAUACAAUAUACACAGUGAGCCACCUUUACAGAGCUGAACGUGUCCCACCGAUUUGUACCCAUGUAACCCAAGUCUGUGUUGCCAACCCGUAGUCUUGAUGUCUACUGUCCACCUCUCUCCUUCUUUUAUACAAAGUAGAGACCAUCGAGGCUCUUACAGACACAUUCGAGGAGGAGGAGGAGGAGGAAGAGGUGUUGAUGUUGGAGGAGGAGGAGAUGGAAGGGGCAGCAGCCGAUAUCGUGGCAGCUCUUGAGGAGCUGUGGAGUGGGGAUGAGCCUGAGCUGGACAGCCCCCCGGCCGAGCCCUUAGAGCAGGCAGAGGCCAUAGGCGAGGCCCAUACUGUGCCUCCCGUGCAGGCCGAGGCAGCUAGUGCCGCCCCAGAAGGCCCUAACGGGAGGGAGGAGGUGGAGGUGGAGGAGAAGGAGGUGGCAGAGCCUGAGGGGGAGGAGGAGAGCCCUGAGGAAGGUGUGUCUGUCUGUCCUCUCUCUCCUCUCCCAGGCUGCAUGUUAUUGUAUUGCGUGUAGACAAUAAGAUAAUUUAGGCUUUAAGGGAAUACACCACCCCCCCCCCCCCCUCCCCGCUACGCUCUGCUAAAGGCUGCAAGGCAACACAGGUGAACGCUAGGAGCCAUGUUUUAAAACUUUCUUCCUGGUUCCUCUUUUCUUUUUGCUUUUCUUUUCAGUUUUUAGCUGCAGUUUUUGAGACUGGGCUUUUCGUGUCUGUGUGUUAAUGAAAUGUCGCUGACGCUACUUACCGACGUAUUGAUGUCUCAUUGGUGUUAACCCAUCACUUAGUGUCUUUCUGCCAGUGAUGUUUGCCAUUAAAACACCUAAUUUAUAUAGCAUGUAAAUCACCCGUUCUCUAUUGCAUUCAGCUGUGUUUUCUGUUCAGUUUUCCUUAAGCUGUCAUUGUAAUAAUAUCAAUAUCAGUGUUUUUAUUGCCAUUUCACUGGUUUUCAUAUUUUAGAUAUUGUGUCAAUACAGUGUUAUUCUGUCAUUUUUCCUAUUGUUCAAAUAUAUUUAUGUCUUAGUUGAUCUUAAUAACCUUAUACUAUCGACUAAUAAAAGUAUAACUUAUACAACUUAUUCUAGCAAGAUUUGAUGAUAGAUGAUUGUACAUCGUCCUCAAAGGUAAUAGUUGAAUAGUCCAAUUAUUCAAUACACAUUCAUAAAUCAGGGUGUAAAGCAGACAUUUAGCUAAGUGCAAAUCAUUAUGAUUUCUUCAUAAAGCCUGGAAAGAAUGACAGAAAGGCUAUUAUUUUACCCUUUAUUAGAUAUGUAAAGUCGUCAUUCGUCGGAAAACCAUUCCAUACCUCAUUGCUUGAUUCUUCUCAUCCAUCAACGCCAUGGCUGCCUGCACAUUCCAGUUCCGUCAUUCCGGUUCCAUCACGUUCCGUCACGUUCCAUGCCAUUGUUCCGUCCAUCAGUGAGUGGGUUCCGCCUCAUGGGUUCCGCCUCAUGCUCCUGUCCUGCCUCCUCAGUGAUGCGCGAUGCUCUCUGUAUUGUGCUACAGUAAGUGAUAACAGGCUGUGAGUCUGGAGCAGAGCUUUGCCUGUGUCUGUGAUAGUAUGGCUGGCCCUGGUUAAAAUGGCUGACCCAAAAACAAAGUAGCCUACCUUUAAUAGCUGAAUGUUGAAGCAAAACCAAACAAACUACUAAAGAUUUAACUUACAGCCUUGAAGAUGGACACAGACAAACCAGACAGCGAGAGGAGUGGAACCCUCAGCCCAGACUUCACUGAACCAGAGAGUCCAGCUAUCCUCAGUGGGGACCACGCAGCAGCACCCCUGAGCCCCAAAACGGACAUGGCUUCCCCUUCCCCUUCUCUGUCCCCUUUCCCUUCAAACAGCCAGAGCCAAGCCAAAGAGCCUAGCAAAAUGUCUAUACCGGAUGAACCUAAAACAGUCGCAGAGAAGCAGCCGUCAGUGGAAGUUCUUGAGUCCAGUAGCCUCACCACGGAUUCAGGGUCUGGAUUCACUACAGCUGAAGACAGAGGUCAAGGACAAGGUGUCCCAUCUGACUCUAACAAAGACAAAUCGGGCAUGUCAGCUUAUUUUGAGACUUCGGCCCUGAAGCCAGAUGAGGGAUCCAAGGGGGUUCAAGCAGAAGAUUAUUAUGAACUGAGCACCGCAGGAGAAGAGAAGAAGGUCUUAGGGAGCAGUUCCCCAACAGUUCCGUCACCCCUUGAGAUCAACUACAGCAUGCUGGCACAAACACAGUCAGUGGAGGAGAAAUCAGACACCAAGAAGAGUCCGAUGGGAGAUCAAAAGGAGACCUUACCGGCCCUGGACAGAAGUAACGAAUGUAGGCUGUCUCCUGGGAAGUUGGCCCUGGAUCAGAGAAGCUACUCUCUCAACAUUACGAUUGGAUCGAUGGAUCCCAGUGUUCAGGGUCGACCUAGACAUUUCUCCCCACUGGCCACGGACAUCAUGUCUUUUACCAGCGGCAGUCUGGAGGAGUCUGCCAACUAUCUCCCAGUCACUACCCCAUCUGUGGAGAAGGAGCCACCACCUUUCCCUCCCCUGAUCCUGGAGACGGCCGCCUCAGUAACGUCCGACUCCACGUCUCCUCCCCACAACUCAGCAGCAGAGACCCCCGGUGAAAAUACCAGUCCCCAGGGGUCAGAGUCCCCAGAAUCUCCCUUCCCACCCAAAUACUACUACAAAAAUGGGACAGUCAUGGCUCCUGACCUACCUGAGAUGCUGGACCUUGCGGGCAGCAGGUCUAGACUGGCUUCUGAGAACACUGACCCUGAGAUCAUGAGGAGGAAGUCUGUCCCUGCGGACACCCAAAGCCUUGGCAGUGACUCCCUGGCCAACCUGGUUCUGGGGGACCAGAGUCAGAACCAGAGUCUUGCCAAGAGCGAGAGCCAGCUGGAGGAGUUGGGUUACUGUGUGUUCAGUGAGUACUCAGGGCCCAUGCCUUCCCCUGCUGACGUCCACAGUCCCAUUGACUCCCCGCCCCAGCGCUUCACCCCAAUGGCUCUGGAGGAAAAGAUGGCGGAGGAGAAACUGAAAAUCGACGCCAGAGACAAACUAGCCAAAGACGAGAAGACAAGUCAGUUAGCUGAAUGCGCCGGUUCCAAAGAAAAGGGAGAAACCAAACAAGUGGGACGGAAAGAUACCGCUUCAGAGGAAAAAGACAACAAAGAGAUCAGCCAUGACAAAUUUGCCAUGGAAAACCAAAAAGACAAACCAGCUUCAACUCUGAAGUUAGCCGAGUCCUUUGUAACUCCUACAGUGACGGUUACCCUGGAAGAGGAGGGGAAGCUAGGGGACAACGGACCCGAGACGGAUGCUGAGAUGGCUGCCUAUGAGAGGCAGAUCCGUCGUCUGGAGAUGGAGGACAGGCCCCUGAGCAUGGAGGAGGAGCGGGAGCUGCAGGAGCUCAGGGAGAAGGUGAAGGACAAGUUCCUGGUGCACCAGGAGGCGUACGAGGAGGUGGAUGCUGAAGACGUCUACCAACUGACUGGGGUUGCCAAGGGCAGGAUCGGCAGGCCCGUCGGGCCCUCCCCGGCCUCUUCCGUAGAGAGCACCACAGAAGAAGACAAGGUUCCAGUUACGGAGACAGAAAAACCUAAACAGACGGGAGUUCAGACACCGCCAAUGAAGGUUGACCUCAUGGUGACGUCUCCAUCUGUGUCAGGUGGUGGUGUGAGCACCACAGAAGAAGAAGACAAGGUUCCAGUUAUGGAAAUAGAGAAACCUAAACAGACGGGAGGUCAGACAACUGCAACGAAGGUUGACGUCAUGGCUAUGUCUCCAUCUGUGUCGGGUGGUGGUGUGAGCACCACAGAUGAAGAGGACAAGGUUCCAGUUACGGACAUAGAGAAACCUAAACCGAUGGGAGGUCAGACAACGCCAACGAAGGUUGACAUCAUAGCGACGUCUCCAUCUGUGUCAGAUGGUGGUGUGAGCACCACAGAAGAAGACAAGGUUCCAGUUACGGAGACAGAAAAACCUAAACAGACGGGAGGUCAGACAACGCCAACGAAGGUUGACGUCAUGGCUAUGUCUCCAUCUGUGUCAGGUGGUGGUGUGAGCACCACAGAUGAAGAAGACAAGGUUCCAGUUACGGACAUAGAGAAACCUAAACCGAUGGGAGGUCAGACAACGCCAACGAAGGUUGACAUCAUAGCGACGUCUCCGUCUGUGUCAGGUGAUGGUGUGAGCACCACAGAAGAAGACAAGGUACCAGUUAUGGAAAUAGAGAAACCUAAACAGACGAGAGGUCAGACAACGCCGACGAAGGUUGACGUCAUGGUGACAUCUCCAUCUGUGUCAGGUGAUGGUGUGAGCACCACAGAAGAAGACACGGUUCCAGUUACGGAGACAGAGAAACCUAAACAGAUGGGAGGUCAGACAACGGCAACAAAAAUGUACGUCAUGGCGACGUCUCCAUCUGUGUCAGGUGGUGGUGUGAGCACCACAGAAGAAGAGAAUGAGAAAGUUAGUGAAGAGAAGCUGAAGAAGGAGCAGGUUGUAGAGGUCAAAGAGAAGCUGAAGAAGGAGCAGAUUGUAGAGGUCAAAGAGAAGCUGAAGAAGGAGCAGAUUGUAGAGGUCAAAGAGAAGACCAUGGAAGAAAAUAAAAAGGUAGAAGGGGAGGAGGAGGAGGAUACAGAGCAGGCAGUGGAACCAGAGGAAAUCAUGAUUAAGAUAAAACCAUCAAAGCCUGUAGAGAAAGAAGAGAAGGUUGAGAAGGAUAUAAUGACUAACAAGGAGGAAGAGGAGGAGGAAGAUAGUGAAGUUCUGGCAGGGGCAGGAGCAGCGGUGAAUGAUGUUCCAGAACCCAGAGCUGCCAUAGAGUCAGUUGUGACUGUAGAAGAUGACUUGAUCACUGUAGUCCAGACCAUCGACGAGGGCGAGGAGCCAGGACACAGCGUGCGUUUUUCCGCUCCGCCUGAGCCUGAGACACCACAGGCUCUCCACGAGGAGGAGGAGGAGGAGUCCCAGGAGGUGGAGAUCAUGGAGGCAGCUAGUCUGGAGGAGGUGGGGGAUGUCUCAGAGGAGGUCCGUGAGAAGGAGGUGCAGGCCUCCCCAGAGAAGGAGGUGCAGUUGGAGACUGAGGGACAGACAGAGAGCUACGACAGAGACGAGACCACCAUGGACGACUCCAUCCUAGACAGCUCUUGGGUCGACACUCAAGGUGAGAUUUCUCUCUGUUAUAAUCCCAUAAUACAUGUUUCAAUGACAGAUAAAUUACAUGUUUUAAUGACCACAAAAAAUAAUAUAAUCAAUGGUUAGAAAAUGCAAUAGUAUUGUCAAUAUGUGACCCACCACCUAGAUUCGGUCCUAUGUAGCAAAAUUUGUAAUGGUGUUUUUUACAUUGGAUAAAAGUAGAGACUCCGAGCUAUAAAAUGAUAUAUCAUACACUGCAGUUGAGGAACAAUGAGAAAGUAAUUCUGCUUUGAAAGUUGAUAAACUUGUAACCCCACUUUUGAGAAAAUGUCCCGUGAAUGUUUUGGUACACCUACUGGAGAGCUCUUCUUUGUCUACACCAAUUUAGCAUCAUUCACAGCCUCUUAAGCCUUAGCCCCACCCCAUCUCUUUAAGGAUUCACAGUGUAGUAAACAACCACAGAUUUCAAGACUAAAAGUGGUGAAAGUAGUCAUAAAAAUAAACUUUCUCUAGUCCUUGGCCUAUAUCCUAAUCUGAUAUCCUAGUCAUGUUGUUCUUCACAUUACCGUCUCUGGUAAACACACACUAUAUAAAAACAUACUUAAUUUUGGCCUCCCGAGUGGCACAGCGGUCUAAGGCACUGAAUCGCAGUGCUAGAGGCGUCACUACAGACCUUGGUUCGAUCCCAGGCUGUAUCACAACUGGCAGUGAUUGGGAGUCCCGUAGGGUGGUGCACAAUUGGCCCAGCAUCGUCCGGGUUAGGGUAGGGUUUGGCCGGUGGGGCUUUACUUGGCUUAUCGCACUCUAGCGACUCCUUGUGGCGGGCCGGGCGGCUGCAGGCUGACUUCGGUUGUCAGUUGAACGGUGUUUCCUCCGACACAUUGGUGCGGCUGGCUUCCGGGUUAAGCGGGUGGAUGUUAAGAAGCGCAGUUUGGUGGGUCAUGUUUCGGAGGACGCGUGACUCGACCUUCGCCUCCCGAACCCGUUGGGGAGUUGCAGCGAUGAGACAAGAUCGAAAUUGGGGAGAAUAAAGAAAAGGGGUAAAAAUAAAAUAUACAGUACCAGUCAAACGUUUGGACACACCUACUCAUUCAAGGGUUUUUCUUUAUUUGUACAAUUUUUUAUAUUGUAGAAUCAUAGUGAAGACAUCAAAACUAUGAAAUACCACAUAUGGAAUUAUGUAACCAUAAAAGUGUUAAACAAAUCAAAAUAUAUUGUAUAGUUGAGAUUCUUCAAAUAGCCACCCUUUGCCUUGAUGACAGCUUUGCACACUCUUGGCAUUUUCUCAACCAGCUUCACCUGGAAUGCUUUUCCAACAGUCUUGAAGGAGUUCCCACGUAUGCUGAGCACUUGUUUGCUGCUUUUCCUUCACUUUGCCGUCCGACUCAGCUAACAGUACGCUUUAACUUUAAAUGAAAACUACUCUCCGAAAAAUGUGAAACAUAUAAUAUUUGAAAAUGUAGCUAGACUCUUACCCGUAUAAUGGAUGAAUGCUUCCCCCUCUCUGUCAUGGAUGCCAUGGUUGCCCUUAGUUUGAAGAUGGAAUCCGGAGACAGGUGUUUUUAUUCAACAGCCUACUUUAUGUGUUCUGUUUUUGCACUCUCUCCGCAUUUGGCAAUAAUCUCUCUGCUUCCAAAGGGCAUUCCACUGAUUUCAAAACUGUAAUUUAACAAUUUUAUUUGUAUUUACAGAUGGUAUACACAUUUCUUAUUAAGGCACAUGAAAGUUCACAUGUUCCAGAAGGCAUUUCUGCAAAAAAACGAAUUCUAAAAAAUUAAAUAUACCUUAAAAUGCCUCUUCUGUGAAGUAGUGACAUGGGACAAAUGCCUAGUUUCUUGAAACAGGUCAAAUAUAUGGAUCUGAUACCUGAUCAUGUUCAUGUUUAUUACAAUCUUUUCACAAUGGAGACUUCACGUUUCAUCAUGAUAACAAAAUUACACGUUAACACUGUUUUACCCAGUUUAUGAGUUUUAUGCCCAUAUAUUGUGUUGUGUUCAUGGUACUACUGCAUGAUGAUGACCUUACCAUGUCUGUUUUGUACCUAGAUCUCUCCACUGUAGAUGUGGAUGAUGACAUAAGCAUGGCUACCGAGCAGAUCGAGCCCAUGAGAGCCGACCGGGUCCCAGCCCCACCAGUCAAGAAGGACAAGACUCCCCAGAAGCAGAAGCAGGAAAAGCAGCCAGUGAAGCCCAAGGCUAAAGGGGGGCGGGUGAAGGGGCGUGAGGGGCGCAUCUCCACCCCCGAACAUAAACCCGUCCGCAAGGAGACGGUCUAUAUCCCCAGGGUGGACAUCAAUAAGAAAAAAGGUUCAGAACUACAGUAUCUCUCCAAAUCAGUUUGUUACUCUAUUUAUUUAAUUUUUGUAAAUUAUUUGUAGUUUCACAUUAUUAUUUAAUUCUCUUUGAUUUUAAGUGGUGUAGAUCUCAGUUCAGUUUGUAACUCUAGAGGGCCAUUUUCCCAGAUACUUCAGUGGAGAAUCUCCAUUUGAAAGAGCUUUUUAGUCUAGGACUAGGCUGGAUAUGUGUCUGGGAAACCAGUAAUUAUUAACAUUUCUAUAUAGUUCUUUGUAGUUAUAUAUUAUUAAUUGACAGAUGUUGUUAUUCUCUUUCAUUCGAAUUGGCAAAGAUGCUCAUCUUUAAAAGCCUUUAAGAUCUCAGCUGAAUGUUAAAUGGCAAUCAGAGAGCCUCUCUUGGUGGGUGUCUCUGUCCCUCCAAACCUUUGUGCCACUGUCCUUUCCUUCCUUUUCUCUGUUUGACUAUCUCACCCUCUUCCUUCUGAUGCUACUUGUAUGUCCUUCCCUUUCUCCCUUUAAUUAUGUCCCUCCCUCUUCCUUCUCCUAGCCGUGAUCAAGAAGACUGAGCUGACUAAGAAAGCAGAGACGCGCUCCUCUCCAUCCCGGAAGAGUGUGUUAAAACCUACUGCGGUCCGACACCCACGUCCUGCCCAGCCCCAACUCCACCCCCACCCCUGUGCUAGGAGGAAACCUACAGGUGACCAACCACUCCUGGGUUUCGUCCCAAAUGGCACCCUAUUUUCUAUAGGGCCUGUAGGGUACGGUGAAAAGUAGCGCACUAAAUAGGAAAUAGGGUGCCAUUUGGAAUGCAGACCUGCUGGCUGGGGCCGGGGAGGCUAGGCAUCUGCAAUGUGGCUGCAAAUAUCACAUCUCAUCAAUCAAUCAAAUGUAUUUAUAAAGCCCUUUUUACAUCAGCAGUUUCACAAAGUACUGUACAUUAACCUCAUCCUUACAGUUGUUUGAAGCUGCUAUUUUUGUUAAAUUUUGAUACAUUAUUUUGUUAAUCUAUACAUUUUUAUUCUGUCUCAUUUGUUUGUUAAUUUGUUAUGUUCAGUGUUCGCAUUUUAUUAGAAUAAAAAACGAAUUUGUUAUACAUUUUUCAUUUGACUUCAUUUUUCAAAUGUGCUUGUUGUGAACAGUCAGUCGCUCAACUUUUUGGAUUUAUUUUAUUAUUUGCUAUUUACUUUGAAUUGCAUCUUUCUCCUCCUCAGCUCCCAUGUUCAUUCUGGGUUUCUCUUUUCUGGGAGAUGGUUUGUUUGGUCAUUUAAUGUUACUGCUUCAGAGUUAUGUGUACCUGCAAUACUUUUUAUUUUCUCUCUUUCUCUCUGUAUUUAACACAGACUCUCCAUCUCUCACCCUCUCACUUAACUUUAUCUGUCUCUCUUUAACCUGUGUAAUGAUUGCAACUUGUUUGCUGUGAAAGAACUACAGUGAAAGAAGUGUGUUUUCCCAGCAUUUCCCCAGAGCAGGAUAGUAUUAGUCCCGAAUGGCACCAUAUUCCCUGUGUAGUGCACUACUUUUGACCAGAGCCCCUAGGGAACAGGGUGCCAUUUAGGAUGUAACCACAGCCUCUUAAGCUUUUACCUAAAAACUGUAGUGGUUGCCAAGCAACUGGUAGUUUGGCUCCUCUCUCCCUGUAGAGACGGAUAUUGGUGUACCUCAUCUGACAGAGAGAUUUUCCACAAUAGAGAUAUACACUGAGUGUACAAAACAUUAGGAACACUUGAGUUGCACCCCCUUUUGCCCUCAGAACAGCCUUGAUUCGUCGGGGUAUGGACUCUACAAGGUGCCGGGAAAGCUUUCCACAGGGAUGCUGGCCCAUGUUGACUCCAAUGCUUCCCACAGUUGUGUCAAGUUGGCUGGAUGUCCUUUGGGUGGUGGACCAUUCUUGAUACACACGGGAAACUGUUGAGCUUGAAAAACCCAGCCACGUUGCAGUUCUUGACACACUCAAACCGGUGUGCCUGGCACCUACUACCAUACCCCGUUCAAAGGCACUUCAAUCUUUUGUCUUGCCCAUUCACCCUCUGAAUGGCAAACACACAAUCCAUGUCUCAAUUGUCUCAAGGCUUAACAAUCCUUCUUUAACCUGUCUCCUCCACUUCAUCUACACUGAUUGAAGUGGAUUUAACAGGUGACAUCAAUAAGCGAUCAUAGCUUUCACCUGGAUUCACCUGGUCAGUCUAUGUCAUGGAAAGAGCAUGUUUUGUACACUCAGUGUAUAAUACGUAUAAUAAUACUUGUGCUCUAUAUUUAUUUAAUUCUGUGGUUUUCUCUGCCACGUCCUCCACAUAACUCUCUUAGACAGAUAGACGAUUCUAGAAUCUCUUUAAAUUGCUGCAUUGCCCUAAUUAAAUUGUUCAGGGGUGAGAUAGAGGGUGGGAUGGGGGCGGUGCACUUAUGUAGUCCAAAAUCCGCUAUUCUGUAUGAUUUCCUUCCAAAGCAUUGGAGAAUAGAGCUUUUCUCUAGCAGCUUGAAUAGGGUCUCAGCUAAUUCCCUCAUUGUAUACAGUAAUACAGUAUAAUUAUACAGUACUGUACCCCAUUUAUGGCUAAAUUAACUCUCACAAAGUUUGCUUUAAUAAUAAUUGCUUUAGUUGUUUACAGAAGAGGGGUAACUGUUUGUCCAAUACUUGUCCAAUACUUUUUCAGUUAGAUUGUGUUUGUACAGGCUGUAGAGUGGGUGGCGUGCUUCAGCCACAGCUGUUGUGUGUGUGUGUGGGAGAGUUUUGUUGUGUUGCUGUCAAUCUGUUGUAAUGUUUAAAGGAUAAGUUCUUUUUUUUUUACAACCAAAUCUCAUUUUUUUAUAUAAAUAGAAUGUUAUAGAAGGGUCCAGACCUCUUUUUUGGUGAUUUAACUUGUUUUUGAGAAAUGUACCCUAAACAGCAAAUCAAUUCCUCAUCCUUUUUGGGGGCCCCCAAAAAACAUGAAAAAAGGCUCAAAAAACACCCAAAUAUGUUAUUUUAGAAAAGGCAAAGCUCUCAGUAUAGUGAUGCAGGUCUUUAGAUGUUGUACACAUGAAAUUGUGUCAUUUCAAACUUUAUCUGCAAUGUUUUAUUUUUAAGGGGGUAGAUCACCUUUAAUAUUGUAGAUAGAUUUUGGCGUCUGUCAAUGUAAUUGUCUGCAUAAUUUCCAAUCCCCAGAUAUUUUAAAAUAUAUAUUUUCCUUCUUUAUUAUUUCCCCCUAACCCUAAUUGGAGUAAACUAGCGGACAACAAUACUUAAACUUCUAAUUCCAGUUUAAACAUACUAUAUACAUUUUACGAACACAGUAUAUUUGACAUUAGUUAUCUUUCAGCUCCCCUCAACCCCUCCCAUCUAUCUCUGAAUACCAUCCAGUUUCUAUUAGCCAUAUAUUUUUCAACUGUGCUGUGAUGUUUCACAAAAGUCCUGAACCUUUCUAUUCUCAUAGUUUCUACAGAUUGUAAAUUAAAGAUUAAAUGUUUUGCUAAGAGUAUUAAAAAAUACUCUAGACCACCUUUACUCCACACACAGAGACGCGUACAAAGCUCUCCCUCGACCUCCAUUUGGCAAAUCUGACCAUAACGCUAUCCUCCUGAUUCCUGCUUACAAGCAAAAACUAAAGCAGGAAGCACCAGUGACUCGGUCAAUAAAGAAGUGGUCAGAUGAUGCAGAUGCUAAGCUACAGGACUGUUUUGCUAGCACAGACUGCAAUAUGUUCUGGGAUUCUUCCGAUGGCAUUGAGGAGUACACCACAUCAGUCAAUGGCUUCAUCAAUAAGUGCAUCGAUGAUGUCAUCCCCACAGUGACCAUACGUACAUACCCCAACCAGAAGCCAUGGAUUACAGGCAACAUCCGCACUGAGCUAAAGGGUAGCGCUGCCGCUUUCAAGGAGCGGGACUCUAACCCGGACGCUUAUAAGAAAUCCCACUAUGCCCUCCGACGAACCAUCAAACAGGCAAAGCGUCAAUACAGGACUAAGAUUGAAUUGUACUACACCGGCUCCAACGCUCGCCGGAUGUGGCAAGGCUUGCAAACUAUUACAGACAACAAAGGGAAGCACAGCCACGAGCUGCCCAGUUACACAAGCCUACCAGACGAGCUAAAUUACUUAUAUGCUCGCUUCGAGGCAAGCAACACUGAAGCAUGCAUGAGAGCAUCAGCUGUUCCAGACGACUGUGUGAUCACGCUCUCCAUAGCCGAUGUGAAUAAGACCUUUAAACAGGUCAACAUUCACAAGGCUGCAGGGCCAGACAGAUUACCAGGACGUGUACUCUGAGCAUGCGCUGACCAACUGGCAAGUGUCUUCACUGACAUUUUCAACCUGUCCCUGACUGAGUCCGUAAUACCAACAUGUUUCAAGCAGACUACCAUAGUCCCUGUGCGAAAGAACACUAAGGGUAACCUGCCUAAAUGACUACGACCCGUAGCACUCACGUCAGUAGCCAUGAAGUGCUUUGAAAGGCUGGUCAUGGCUCACAUCAACACCAUUAUCCCAGAAACAGUAGACCCACUCCAAUUUGCAUACCGCCCCAACAGAUCCACAGAUGAUGCAAUCUCUAUUGCACUCCACACUGCCCUUUACCACCUGGACAAAUUGAACACCUAUGUGAGAAUGCUAUUCACUGACUACAGCUCAGCGUUCAACACCAUAGUGCCCUCAAAGCUCAUCACUAAACUAAGGACCCUGGGACUAAAUACCUCCCUUUGCAACUGGGUCCUGGACUUCCUGAUGGGCCACCCCCAGGUGGUAAGGGAGGGUAACAACACAUCUGCCACGCUGAUCCUCAACACGGGGGCCCCUCAGGGGUGCCUCCUCAGUCCCCUCCUGUACUCCCUGUUCACCCAUGACUGCAUGGCCAGGCACGACUCCAACACCAUCAUUAAGUUUGCAGACGACACAACAGUGGUAGGCCUGAUCACCGACAACGAUGAGACAGCCUAUAGGGAGGAGGUCAGAGACCUAGCUGUGUGGUGCCAGGAUAACAACCUCUCCAUCAACGUGAUCAAGACAAAGGAGAUGAUUGUGGACUACAGGAAAACGAGGACAAAGCACGCCCCCAUUCUCAUCGACGGGGCUGUAGUGGAACAGGUUGAGAGCUUCAAGUUCCUUGGUGUCCACAUUACCAACGAACUAUCAUGGUCCAAACACACCAAGACAGUCGUGAAGAGGGCACGACAAAGCCUAUUCCCCCUCAGAAGACUGAAAAGAUUUGGCAUGGGUCCUCAGAUCCUCAAAAAGUUAUACAGCUGCACCAUCGAGAGCAUCCUGACUGGUAGCAUCACUGCCUGGUAUGGCAACUGCUCGGCCUCCGACCGCAAGGCACUACAGAGGGUGGUGCGUACGGCCCAGUACAUCACUGGGGCAAAGCUUCCUGCCAUCCAGGACCUCUACACCAGGUGGUGUCAGAGGAAGGCCCUAAAAAUAGUCAAAGACUCCAGCCACUGUUCUCUCUGCUACCGCAUGGCAAGCGGUACUGGAGCGCCAAGUCUAGGUCCAAAAGGCUUCUUAACAGCUUCUACCCCCAAGCCAUAAGGCUCCUGAACAGCUAAUCAAAUGGCUACCCGGUCUAUUUGCAUUGGCCAAACUGAGAAAUCGGUGGAGAAGGGCCUUGGUCAGGGAGGUGACCAAGAACCCGAUGGUCACUCUGACAGAGCUCUAGAGUUACUCUGGGGAGAUGGGUGAGCCUUCCAGAAGGACAACCAUCUAUGCAGCACUCUACCAAUCAGGCCUUGAUUGUAGAGUGGUCAGACGGAAGCCACUCCUCAGUAAAAGGCACAUGACAGCCCGCUUGAAGUUUGACAAAAGGCACCUAAAGACUCUCAGACCAUGAGAAACAAGGUUAUCUUGUCUGAUGAAACCAAGAUUGAACUCUUUGGCCUGAAUGCCAAGUGUCAAGUCUGGAGGAAACCUGGAACUACGUUGAAGCAUGGUGGUGGCAGCAUCAUGCUGUGGGGAUGUUUUUCAGCAUUAGGUACUGGGAGACUAGUCAGGAUCGAGGCAAAAAUGAACCAAGCAAAGUACAGAAAGAUCCUUGAAGAAAACCUGCUUCAGAGCGCUCAGGACCUCAGACUUGGGCGAAGGUUCACCUUCCAACAGGACAACGGCCCUAAGCACACAGCCAAGACAACACAGCAGUGGCUUCGGGACAAGUCUCUGAAUGUCCUUGAGUGGCCCAGCCAGAGUAUGGACUUGAACCCGAUCGAACAUCUCUGGAGAGACCUGAAAAAACUUGUGCAGCAAUGCUCCCCAUCCAACAUGACAGAGCUUGAGAGGAUCUGCUGAGAAGAAUGGGAGAAACUCCCCAAAUACAGCUUGUAGCGUCAUACCCAAGAAGACUCAAUGCUGUAAUCGCUGCCAAAGGCGCUUCAACAAAGUACUGAGUAAAGUUUCUGAAUACUUGUAAAUGUUACAUUUCCAUAAAAAUAAAAAAUAAAAAUAGCAAAAAUGUAUCAACCUGUUUUUACUUUGUCAUUAUGGGCUAUUGUGUGCAGAUUGAUAAUGGAAAAAAACCAUUUAAUCAAUUUUAGAAUAAGGCUGUAACGUAACAAAAUGUGGAAAAAGUAAAGGGGUCUGAAUACUUUCCGAAGGCACUGUAUAUAACAUUCUAUUGGUUGCAAGAAUUCUAUAUAAUAAUUUAAAUAGAAAAACUCUAAAUUUGGAAUCCAGCGUCAUUUUGUGUAUCAGUUCAUAAACCACCUACCAUGGAAUGGGUACAUUGAAAAUCUCUUCCCAACUAUUUUGCAACCUGUAUGGCACAGCUCUCAAUUUUUUGGUCCUUAAAUGAAAUUGGUAUACUUUUUUAUUUAUCACAAUUUUCUUUAACCAAUUUUGGUCAUCGGACAAGUUCCUUACCUUCUCCCCCUUCCACUUGCCUCUUCCAUUUUUUGCGGUAAUGCUGCAAUUAAUUGGUUAUAAUUUUGAAUAGAGCAGACAUUUCCUUAUAGUUUUGUUAGCUGCAUGUGUGACAUAACUCCACCAGUCCUAUUUAUGAUAUAUUUUAUAAAGAUUAUACCACUUUUUUUAACAUUUUUUUCAAAAAAGAACAUUUCAAAAAAAUCAAUUAGUAUAUUUGAGUUUAACCAUAAUAUUUGUUUUAUUAUUUGUUCUGUCUUUUCUGGUGGAUUAAACUAAAUUUUCCGCAAUGUUUUAUUCUGUUUUGAGCGACUUGAGAUGUUUCCCCUAUCCAUCUGUUCAAUUCUCUGUGUAGCCUGCUGCUACAGGUAACUGCCAAAAUAAAGGAAACACCAACAUAAAGUGUCUUAAUAGCGCAUUGGGCCACCACGAGUCGCCAGAACAGCUUCAAUGCUUCUUGGCAUAGAUUCUACAAGUGUCUGGAACUUCCUGUGUGGAAGCACCCCAUGCUUUCAUUAUACAGGGAUGUAGCUCAGUUGAUAGAGCAUGGCGUUUGCAACGCCAGGGUUGUGGGUUCGAUUCCCACGGGGGGCCAGUAUAAAAAAAAUAUGUAUUCACUAACUGUAAGUCGCUCUGGAUAAGAGCGUCUGCUAAAUGACUCAAAUGUAAAUGUAAAUGUACUUUGUAUCCCUUAUUUACUCAAGUGUUUCCUUUAUUUUGGCAGUUACCUGUAGAAUGCACGCUCGAGUUGCAACAAAAUGGAAUAUAACAUUGCAGAUAAAGUUCGGAAUGACACAAUUUCGUGUGUACAACAUCUAAUGACCUGCAUCACUAUACUGAGAGCUUUGCGGUUUCUAAAUUAACAUAUUUGGGUGUUUUUGGAGCCUUUGUCAUGUUUUUUUGGGGGCAUCCAUACUACACAACGAGGAUGAGGAAUUUAUUUGUUGUUUGGGGUAAGUUUCUCAAAAACGUGAAAUAACACAAAAGGUGUCUGGACCUUUCUAUAGCAUUGAAUUUACGUUAAAAAAAUAGACAUUUGGUUGCAAAAAGAAAACGUAACUUUUAUGUCACGUCUAACUGUAGAACGUCUCUGUAUUUCUCUUUCUCUCUCACUCUGCUCUCUCCUUCUCUCUUUCUCUCUCUCCUCCUCUCCUCCUCUGUCCUCUCUCUCUCUCUCUCCUACUUCUCGCUCCUCCUCUCUCAUCUUCUCUCAACUCCUCUCUUCAGUGGGUGUACCAGAAGGUCGUCGGCCCCUCAGUGUUGCUAGACAGUCUCGGGACAGAGCUUCAGUAAGUACAGCACACUGCAUCACAAUAAGGUAAUGUACCAUUUACAUGUAGUAGGCUAUCUCCCUGUUUCACUCAAACUUCAAAAUGACACAAUACAUUAUUUACCAUUAAUAUUUAUUGGGCACAACAUAAUCCGAAACACAACCAAAACAAACUGCAAAUGCAUCCAAGUUUGUAGAGUCACAAGCUUGAUGUAGUCAUUCCGUGCUAGGAAUAUGGGACCAAAUACUAAACUUUUGACUAAAUGUCAUACACUAUCAGUGAAUUUGUCCAAAUACUUACGAAACCUUCAAAUGGGAGCACUAGAUACAUAAUGUGCAUUAAUUUCUAAACGGUAAAAUCGAGAUGUAUGAAAAUGCCCUAAAAUAAAAGUUGACAUUCUGUACUGUCACCUCAUUGAAAACAUUUGAUCUGAAAUCCAAAAUGCUGGAGUAUAAACCCAAAUUAAAAGGUUUAGCUUCACUGUCCAAAUAAAUACGUACCGGAGUGUAUGUGUGAAUCUGGUUGGUUUUCAACAACAUGUCAUCUUUUGGUUCCACUGUCAUUGUUUUUUGUCCUCUGAUGUUUUCUGUGGUUUGCAGCCUAUGUUUCUCACCCAUCUCUCACACAUAUAUUCCCACUCGCUCACCCAUCUCUCCCCCAUCUGUCUGUCUGUCACUCAGUCACGACCACUAACAAAGAUCCCCACCUGUAAAACGCGAGUGGCCGCCCUCCUGCCCCCCCGCCCUAACUCGUCCUGCUCCUCCCACACUAAAAAGAACUCGCUGGGGGAGGUGGAGCUUGAUAGGCCCCGCCCCUCCUCGGCUGGGCCUCGUGACUCCACCACACUACACAGACUAAUAUAUGCGGUAAGGUUAGCAUAUGGCCCUGAACUGAUCAACUGAUCUCACAUCUGUAAAUUAAUACAAUAAUAUAUAACAAUAAACAACAUACAGUGCCUUCAAAAAGUAUUCAUACCCCUUGACUUAUUCCACAUUUUGUUGUGUUACAGCCUGAAUUCAAAAUGGAUUAAAUAGAUGAUUUUGUCUCACCCAUCGACACACAAUACUGCACAAUGACAAAGUAAAAACAUGUUUUUAGAAAUUUUUGCAAAUGUAUUGAAAAUGAAAUACAUAAAUAUCUAAUUUACAUAAGCAUUCACACCCGUUUGCUAUGACACUCCAAAUUGAGCUCGGGUGCAUCAAAUGUCCUUUGAUCAUUUUUUUUUUUUUUUUUUUUUUUUUUUGUCAUUUAGCAGACGCUCUUAUCCAGAGCGACUUACAGGAGCAAUUAGGGUUAAGUGCCUUGCUCAAGGGCACAUCGACAGACUUUUCACCUAGUUGGCUCGGGGAUUAGAACCAGCGACCUUUCGGUUACUGGCACAACGCUCUUAACCACUAAGCGACAUCCUUGAGAUGUCGCUACAACUUGAUUGGAGUCCACCUGUGGCUAAUUUAAAUGUUUGGACAUGAUUUAGAAAGAAACACACCUGUCUAUAUAAGGUCCCAAAGUUGACAGUGCAUGUCAGAGCAGAAACUAUACCAUGAAGUCCAAGAAAUCGCGAUCGACUGGUCGAUCUCCAAGGCAUUCCUAGUCGAUGACCAAACAUUUCUGUGAAAACGAUAAAGCCUUGUGUUCCUAUUUUUUUUAUUCGUUUCGCGUUGUUGGCGGUAGGUGCACUUGAUUCAGCAGCCCUGGUGCCAGGAAGGCAAAGUGUUCCCAUUUUGAACCAUUUUAUGUGUCUGAUGGUAGAACUCCACCUACCCGGCAGACCCAGAGAGCAAAUCAAGUGCACCUAUAGGCCUACAUCUGGCCAAUCAGAUAGUUCAGAUCACGGUGUCUGCACAGUUUCCUCGAGCCAUAGACUGUGAAAAGAAGCCUCGAACGCACAGCAAGUUGAUACUGUGAGAUUACAAAACUUUUGAAAUCAUGACGAGAGAGACUCAAUGAAUAUUUACAUUUACAUUUUAGUCAUUUAGCAGACGCUCUUAUUCAGAGCGACUUACAGUUAGUGAGUGCAUACAUUUUCAUACUGGCCCCCCGUGGGAAUCAAACCCACAACCCUGGUGUUGCAAGCGCCAUGCUCUACCAACUGAGCUACACGGGACUACAUACAGCAAAGAGCUGCUGUUUUUAUGAGUAAGUUCAUGUUUAAAUUGUUAUUCAGUGUCAACACUUUUAUAAGCCAUAAAAUAUGCGUUAUCCCUAUUUCCACUCACGCUACAACUAGCUGCAAUGAAUGAACAUAGCAAAGUGUUCCGAUAAGCUUGCGUUAUUAUUAUUAGCAGCUUGUGUCUUUUUUUAAUAUUGAGGAAUAUUUCACUUUCUCUGGUCAUAAGAGUAACAAAAUGAAUUGGUGCAUGAGGCAGAAAUAAUGCAGUGCAACUUGCGUUUCGCCAUCAGCUGGAAGACUGUCCCCUUUUCUCAACGGAGGGACGGUAAGUCAGCCUCACCGCUGCUCCCUCCCUCCCCUCAGACUGACCAUCAGAUGCAGGCCAUCAGUCCAGUAAAAAAAUUGCAAAUUAUUAAGCUCACUCAGCUGUGCCUCACAAGUAAUACAACAAAUGAUCUAUUGCCAGUGUGAUCAUAUACCUUCAAUUUUAAAUAAUUUCAAAAAAGUCUGAGAAGAACAACAUUGGCAGGGUAAUUCAAGCAUAGCCAAUAUGCAGUGAUAAUGUAUUGGGCCUAUAGCCUACUGCACAAACCUCAUUGCGACAGAACAGUUUUUGGUUAAUGUUGCAUAGGCUUACGUUUUUUAAGUGAUGUUUAAAAAAAAUCUGAGCGGUAGAUCUUGGCUUGCAUUUUGACUCAAAGUGAUUUUGACUCAGAAAAGGUUGGUGACCACUGUUAUACAGUGUUCAAAGUUUCCAAGAGCACAGUGCUCUCCAUCAUUGUGUAAUUGAAAACAUAUGGAACUACCCAGACUCGAGCUGGCCGUCUGACCAAACUGAGCAACCGGGCAAGAAGGACCUUGGUCAGGGAGGUGACCAAGAACCCAAUGACCACUCUGACAGAACUACCGAGUUCCUUGGCUGAGAUGGUAGAACCUGCCAGAAGCACAACAGUCUCUACAGCACUUUAUGGGAGAGUGGCCAGACGGAAGCCACUCCUGAGAAAAAGGCAUGCCUGGAGUUUGCAAAAAGGCACGUGAAAGACUCUGAGAGUAUAAGGCAAAAUAUUAUGUGGUCUGAUGAGACUGGAAUGGAACUCUUUGGCCUGAAUGCAAAGUGCUAUGUCUGGGGAAAACCAGGCAUAGCUCAUCAUCGUCUAACACCAUCCCUAUGGGCGAAGAUUUACGUUCCAACAGGACAAUGACCCCAAACAUACAGCCAAAGUAAUGCUGGAAUGGCUUCAGAACAAAAAUGUGAAAAUCCUUGAGUGGCCCCGCCAAAGCCCAGACUUGAAUCCCAUUGAAAAUAUUUGGAAAGACUUGAAGAUUGCUGUUCACCGCCACUCCCCAUCUAAUUUAACAGAGCUUGAGAAAAUCUGCAAGGAAGAAUGGGAAAGAAUCCCCAAAUCCAGAUGUACAGUGAGGGAAAAAAGUAUUUGAUCCCCUGCUGAUUUUGGACGUUUGCCCACUGAUAAAGAAAUGAUCAGUCUAUAAUUUUAAUGGUAGGUUUAUUUGAACAGUGAGAGACAGAAUAACAACAAAAAAAUCCAGAAAAACGCAUGUCAAAAAUUUUAUAAAUGAUUUGCAUUUUAAUGAUCAGAAAUUAAUGAUUUAAUGAUCAUGAAAUCAGCAGGGCAUCAAAUACUUUUUUCCCUUACUGUAUUUGACCCCCUCUCAAUCACAAAUAUUUCUGGCUCCCAGGUGUCUUUUAUACAGGUAACGAGCUGAGAUUAGGAGCACACUCUUAAACAGACACCUGUCCACAGAAACAAUCAAUCAAUCAGAUUCCAAACUCUCCACCAUGGCCAAGACCAAAGAGCUCUCCAAGGAUGUCAGGGACAAGAUUGUAGACCUACACAAGGCUGGAAUGGGCUACAAGACCAUCGCCAAGCAGCUUGGUGAGAAGGUGACAACAGUUGGUGCGAUUAUUCGCAAAUGGAAGAAACACAAAAUAACUGUCAAUCUCCCUCGGCCUGGGGCUCCAUGUAAGAUCUCAACUCGUGGAGUUGCAAUGAUCAUGAGAACGGUGAGGAAUCAGCCCAGAACUACACGGGAGGAUCUUGUCAAUGAUCUCAAGGCAGCUGGGACCAUAGUCACCAAGACAACAAUUGGUAACACACUACGCCGUGAAGGACUGAAAUCCUGCAGUGCCCGCAAGGUCCCCCUGCUCAAGAAAGCACAUAUACAUGCCCGUCUGAAGUUUGCCAAUGAUCAUCUGAAUGAUUCAGAGGAAAACUGGGUGAAAGUGUUGUGGUCAGAUGAGACCAAAAUGGAGCUCUUUGGCAUCAACUCAACUCGCCGUGUUUGGAGGAGGAGGAAUGCUGCCUAUGACCCCAAGAACACCAUCCCCACCGUCAAACAUGGAGGUGGAAACAUUAUGCUUUGGGGGUGUUUUUCUGCUAAGGGGACAGGACAACUUCACCGCAUCAAAGGAACGAUGGACGGGGCCAUGUACCAUCAAAUGUUGGGUGAGAAUCUCCUUCCCUCAGCCAGGUCAUUGAAAAUGGGUCGUGGAUGGGUAUUCCAGCAUGACAAUGACCCAAAACACACUGCCAAGGCAACAAAGGAGUGGCUCAAGAAGAAGCACAUUAAGGUCCUGAAGUGGUCUAGCCAGUCUCCAGACCAUAAUCCCAUAGAAAAUCUGUGGAGGGAGCUGAAGGUUCGAGUUGCCAAACGUCAGGCUCGAAACCUUAAUGACUUGGAGAAGAUCUGCAAAGAGGAGUGGGACAAAAUCCCUCCUGAGAUGUGUGCAAACCUGGUGGCCCACAACAAGAGACGUCUGUGAUUGCCAACAAGGGUAUUGCCACCAACUACUAAGUCACGUUUUGCAGAGGAUUCAAAUACUUAUUUCCCUCAUUAAAAUGCAAAUCAAUUUAUAACAUUUUUGACAUGCGUUUUUCUGGAUUUUGUUGUUGUUAUUCUGUCUCUCACUGUUCAAAUAAACCUACUAUUAAAAUUAUAGACUGAUCAUGUCUUUGUCAAUGGGCAAACGUACAAAAUCAGCAGGGGAUCAAAUACUUUUUUCCCUCAAUGUACAAAGCUGAUACAGACAUACCCAAGACGACUCAAAGCUGUAAUCGCCACCAAAGGUGCUUCUACAAAGUAUUGACUCAGGGGUAUUAAUACUUAUGUAAAUUAGAUAUCUCUGUAUUUAAUUUUCAAUACAUUUGCAAAAGUAUCUAAAAACAUGUUUUCACUUUGUCAUUUUGGGGUAUUGUGUGUAGAUGGGUGAGAAAAAUAUUGGUUUAAUCCUUUUUGAUUUCAGGCUGUAACACAACAAAUGUGGAAUUAGUCAAGGUGUAUGAAUACUUUCUGAAGUCAGGGUAUAAAGAAGAAUAUAUAAAGCUAGGCACUGUGCUAACUUCUGUAACUACUGUACUAAGCUAAAUCUGUGUGUGUCUGACAGGAUGGCGGUUCGCAGAGCCCAAGGAGGUCGUCCCUGCCCCGGCCUGCCUCGGUCCCGCGGCCUGCCUCUAUCCUGAGCCGGCGUACCCACCACCACACACACGACCAGGAGGAGAGCUCCACCUCUAUCACCAGCUCCGGCUCUACCGCACCCCGUAGACCCACGUGUAAGUCACUUAUUUUUUUAGUGAGUGCAUACAUUUUUCAUACUGGCCCCCCGUGGGAAUUGAACCCACAACCCUGGCGUUGCAAGCGCCAUGCUCUACCAACUGAGCUACAGGAGGCCCCUCCUCCACCAUCCCCUCACCCUGAUACACUGGUCUCUCUCUUUCUGUUUUGAUCUGGCUCUCGCUCUUUUUUUUCUCUCUUGAUUUUUCUCUCGCCCUAUCUCUCUCUCGCCCUAUCUCUCUCUCGCCCUAUCUCUCUCUUUCUCUCACCCUAUCUCUCUCUCGCCCUAUCUCUCUUUCUCUCGCCCUAUCUCUCUCUCGCCCUAUCUCUCUAUUUCUCUCGCCCCAUCUUUCUCUCGCCCUAUCUCUCUCUUUCUCUCGCCCUAUCUCUCUCUUUCUCUCGCCCUAUCUCUCUCUCGCCCUAUCUCUCUCUCGCCCUAUCUCUCUCUCGCCCUAUCUAUUUCUCACCAUAUCUCUCUCUUGCUCUAUCUCUCUCUUUCUCUCACCCCAUCUUUCUCUCGCCCUAUCUCUCUCGCCCUAUCUCUCUCGCCCUAUCUCUCUCUUUCUCUCGCCCUCUCUCUCUCGCCCUAUCUCUCUCUCUCGCCCUAUCUCUCUCUCGCCCUAUCUCUCUCUUUCUCUCACCCUAUCUCUCUCUCGCCCUAUCUCUCUCUUUCUCUCACCCUAUCUCUCUCUUUCUCUCACCCUAUCUCUCUCUCACCCUAUCUCUCUCUUUCUCUCGCCCUAUCUCUCUCUCGCCCUAUUUCUCUCUCCCUAUUUCUCUCUCCCUAUCUCUCUCUCGCCCUAUCUGUCUCUUGCCCUAUCUCUCUCUCGCCCUAUCUUUCUCUCGCCCUAUCUCUCUCGCCCUAUCUCUCUCUCGCCCUCUCUCUCUGUUUAAUCCUCUACCGCUCAUCCUCUCCUCUAGCAUUCAGUACAGAGGUCAGGGCGGAGCAUAGGACAGGACGCGCCCCUAGUUGGACAGGUAGAGAGGAACUCUCAAUCUCAUCCAGUCCCAUCCAGUUUCAUCCAUGUCUAACUUGGUCCCUCUUCAUCUCAACUGGUUUCACCUAGUCCUGCAGUGUCUCACCUAGUCCUGCAGUGUCUCACCUAGUCUCAUCUUGUCUCACAUGGUCUCACCCAGUCUCGUCCAGUUCAUCUCUAUGUGUGUUCAAUAUCCCAUUCUUAGUAAGAGAUUACUUGUUGGAAUGUCUCAUCCUUGGCAGUUACCCACUGGGCACACACUGAUUGAAUCAACAUUGUUUCCACGUCAUUUCAAUGAAGUUACGUUGAACUAAAGUGGAAUAGACAUUGAAUUGACGUCUGUGCUCAGUGGUAGUAAGCCUAUAGUUCGUGUUUCAUUAACCUCUUUUAUUCUAUUAACUACAUUGUUUCAUCUAAUUUGUGUUUGUUUUGAUCCACUCUUCAUCUGACCAACUUCUAUAGUUUGGUGCAGUAAUGUUAGCCUGGUCCCAGAUCUGUUUGUGCUGUCUUUCCAACUCGUAUGGAUCAUAGACAACACAAAACUGCACCAGGAUAGAGUAAUGCUGAGAGAUGCCCAACCUAAUUGACCUUUGAGUAACCUCUCUAUAUGACCUCUGUGACCUUUAUAUGACCUCCCCACACCCAGGCACACAGUCGAUGCGUUCCCGUUCGCUGUGCAGUGGCCCCACCACACCCCGCACGCCAGGGUCCACAGCCAUCUCCCCUGGUACCCCUCCCAGCUACAGCUACUCCUGUCGCACACCCGGGACCCCUCGCACCCCCGGCACACCACGUUCUCGAAGCCUGCUGCAGGAGAAGAAGGUAUGGUCUGCCUCCGAAAUGGCACCCUAGGUAACCGGUUCAAUAGAGCUGGAAAGGAAGCAAUGGUGUUGUACUGUGCUCGUUUGAGGCAAGUACUCAAUAAGUGUUUUAAAUUGAAUUGUAUUUGAUUUGAUUUAUUUAGACUUGAUUUAUUCAGGAGAUCAUAUUGAGACAUCUCUUUUCCAAAUGAGACCACAGUAUAUCAUGAAAGCAAUUUAUCGUUGGCAAUUUAGGUCCCAAUUAAUUAAUUAAUUAAUUAAUUCAAGGUGGCUCUGCUCCGCACCCCUCCCAAGUCACCUGCCACCACCCCCAAACAGCUCCGCAUCCUUAACCAGCCCCUGCCCGACCUCAAGAACAUCAAGUCCAAGAUCGGCUCCACAGAUAACAUCAAGUACCAGCCCAAGGGGGGACAGGUUAGUGCCCCUUUGGUUACCUAAUGUACCCACCCUCCCUCUCUUUUGUCCUUCUCCUUAUUUAUCCUCCCUUUCUACCUCAGUCUUGUAUUGUAUUUGACUGAUGCUGUAUCUGCUAGUUAUUUUUCCAGGGCUUCUACCCAGCCUUUCAGACCCUGUUCCUCCCUCCUCUGUCCCUCUCUCUGUCUUUCAUGUCCCUCUUC